AGACUCCAGGCAGAGUGCAACCACCUGCGCACCCAAUUGGAGGGGCUCAAUCGCACAGCCAAUGAAACCGUCGAGAAUGCGCGUCAACUGGCCGAGCUCCAAUCGAAAGCUCAGGAAUUGUACGAUGAGAAACUAAAAAUAGAACGCGAACGCGACGGAGUGCGUGCGGAGUAUACACAGACGCGCACCAAAGCUGAUGAGAUGAUGCACGAUAUCACCCGCCUGCAAGAAGAG
Messenger RNA from Sphaeroforma arctica JP610, 234 nucleotides. RefSeq lists its product as hypothetical. The record is from RefSeq and is a predicted model, not a curated record. Lineage: Eukaryota; Ichthyosporea; Ichthyophonida. The transcript has a single exon. The annotation marks the transcript as partial.